Messenger RNA from Fusarium sp. VM40, 2055 nucleotides. Lineage: Eukaryota; Fungi; Ascomycota; Sordariomycetes; Hypocreales; Nectriaceae. The record is from the annotation of a GenBank genome assembly.
AUGCUCUCUCCGAUGGACUCCGAGGAUAGCCCCGGCAUCUCCAGAAACAGAGAGUCCAGCAAGAGGCGACGUCUCAAUUUCGCCUGCAACUACUGUCGGAACCGCAAGACGCGCUGCGAUGAGCAGCAGCCCUCUUGCCAGGCUUGUAUCUCCGCUGGGAUCCCCUGCGUUACCGAAGACCGGCGGCGGCCCGGUAAGUUGAUCAAGCGGCGUGAGGCUGGGAAGUCUAUCGAUGGGUUGUCUGUCAACUCUACAAGUCCCUCCGAGUACGGAGCGGUAUCCGUCAGUGAAGAGGGUCUGGCUAGGAGACGGUCGGUGAUACAGGAGCCUCAGCCGCGUACAAUCACUGUAGCUCCAGGCCCAAUUCGUCCGUGGUCGCAAAGUCCACGACAAUCGAAGAGUAGAGAUUCUUCGCACACAGAUACGAUCAUCAACCCUCUCCCAGUCUUGAAGCAGAGUACAGGGACAACCUCAUUCCAGAUCCCUCAAGCUCUUUUUGACGCUUAUGAGAGAGAGGUGCAUACCUUUUACCCCGUUGUACGCCUAGAACAGGCCCGGGUUGAAGCCACACAGUCACAACAAUCCAUUGUAGUAAAUCCAGCUUUCGGGUCUGUCGACACCGCGGCUUUGAGAACCUGUCUGCUAUUCGCUGCCGGCGGAUGUAUCCUUCAGCAUCCUGAGAGGAGGUCAUAUAUGGCGGACUCGCUAUCUCUUGCACGCAAUGCUUUGGGCCAUCUGAUUGGCAAUGUCUCAUUUGAAACAAUAGAGGUGCUAUUCCUCUUCUCAGUAUGCCUCCGACUCAAUGACGAGAUCACCUCUGCUUGGACAACUCUAAAUAUCUGCCUCUCAAUCGCCCACUCCCUUGGUCUCAACAGACCAGCCAGGGACAAAAGAAAGACUACCACUUCUUCAGACAUCCAUGCUUGGAAUCCUUCGUGGUGGGCUUUGUACAGCUACGAGAAGCUAUUCUCCUUCCAGCUUGGUUAUGUUUCAAGCAUCUCCGACGAAGCUUAUGGUGCUUUGGACCUCGAAGCCCCGAAGCAUUGUAAGCCUGAACCGCGACAUUAUGUCUUGUCAAUGGCCCAAGUCUUUAGCAGGAUGAGCCAUCGAUGUGCCAAAGCACGACAGCUUGAGGAUCGGGCUAGUAGAAGGACAAUUGAAGCAGCCAUUAAAGAUAAAGUCAACGGGACGGGUGAGUCUUUUAUAAUGCUAUCGAAUUGGGCAAACAGUAUUCCUUCUGGUAUCAGACCCACGUCGGAUUUUAUCCGGGUACCUGAAGACCUCGCGCUGUCUUCAUUUAUCUCCCUCCACUAUCACAAUGCUAUCAUAAUGCUUAAUCGCAACUCACUCGUCAUCAGUAAAGAUGCCAUCUACAAAGCAGUUGAAAUUAUCGCAAAGGACACCCCAUGGGAAUACUCGAUUCGCAACGGCCAAUCCAUGGUAGCCAACUCUGCUCGCAAGAUCAUUCACCUUCUCGCAGACAGUGACGAUACGGCAUCUCAUCUCUUUGCACCCGCGUACUUCCCUUUGUUGCAUGCUCUUUACGUACUAGCUAUACAUAUCUUGAAGCAACCCCAUUCCCGGAUCGCCAAGAUCGACCAAAGUCUUCUCAUAACAGCUGCCGACUUGGCACGUUGCUACUGUGUCGGACUCGACGAGGCAGACCGACUUCAUACUGUGUUGAAUGGGCUUGUUGGAGUGGUGCAAGAAGCGAUGAAGCCUGCCCCAACGACUGGACAGAUCGAUCACAACACUCUGCUCAGAUAUUCGGAUGAAAACAUAUCUCAGAGGAACAUUACACCAUUACCGCCACAGCAAUCCGGAAGUGGAACAUUUUCACAAUCAUUAGUACCAUCAGAAUCGUCGAUCCUAAACCCUGUUGAUCUGAGGAUGGACGAGGGGGCACUUAACCAAUUUUCUGGUCAACCGUUCAACAUACCUAUACUACCGGAUGAGAUUGGAUGCGACUGGGCGGACUUUGAGAUUCUGUUGCAGGGGCUUGAGAAUGAUCCUGGCUUGUAUACGCCUGAAGACGGGAUGAACAUGGAUCUUUAG